UUCAAAUGUCAAUGUCAGCUGUUAAAAUUAAAUUGCGAAUUUACAAUUUUUAUAAUUCGGGAGUUAAAGAAAAUGCCGUUCAUUUAAUUUGUACCGUACAUAUUUUUAUGUGAAGUUCUUAGUAGUUGGUGUAAAUAUGUGUAAUUUUCUAGUUGUGUAAAAAUAUCCUGAUUUUUUACAUCGAAAUUUUAAUAAUAAAUUAAAAAUGAAUAACAGUUCCGAUUAUAUUUAUUGGUCGGAGCUUCAUUGCUCUAAAGACGCACUAACAGAUACCUAUGGAUGGUUUAUGCAGUUUUUGCUUGCUGUUUUGGCUUUUACAUGCUUAAUUGGUAAAAGAUUCUGUGAGCCACGCUAUGCUAGAAGACCUUGGUUGAUUUGGUUUUAUGAUACAUCAAAGCAAGGUUUAGGUGCCCUCAUCAUACAUGCAGCUAAUGUGUGGUUGUCACCGCACCUUACAGGAAAUCCAUGCACAUGGUAUAUAGUAAACUUUAUGUUGGACUCAACAUUAGGUUUACUUAUAAUAUGGGCUGGAAUAAGAUUGGCUCAGUAUUGUGCCAGGACUUAUGAUAUUCCGCUAAUUAAUUUUGGAGAAUAUGGCAAACCCCCAAUGUGUGCAGCUUGGAUAUGCCAGUGUAUUCUAUACGCAGCAUUGGCGACAUUUGCCAAAUCCGUACUAGCUUUAGUACUUCGACUGCCGCCCGUGGUGGCCGUACUCUCAACACUUCGACUCUCGCCAGUCUCCGAUCCACGUUUGGAGCUCGCUGUUGUUAUGCUCAUCAUUCCAUUCUUUGUCAAUAUUUUAAUAUUCUGGGUUACGGAUAAUUUCCUAAUGUAUCAUCCGAGAGGAGUGAGUUCCAAGAUAAAGACUAAGGUACGAUAUCAAUCAAUAAAGAAAGAGAAAUCAGGAUCAGAAGACGAGGAGCAAUCAGCAGAUGAGAGACUGCUUCGUGCUGAUGUAUGACCCAACAACAAGCCCAAUGUGUUCAGGGCUUAAUUGGCAAUCUCCUACCUUAUGAACUCGAAAUUACUGACUUGCCUUUACUUUUUGCAUAAGGUUUUUGCUUUUUUUUAAUACAUUUGGGUAUUGAUACUACUAUUGAUACUCGAUUAUUAAUUUUGUGAAAAAUUUGUACUAGAUUUGUUCGAAUACGCAUUUUAUAUGUAUAUUUUUUAAACUUACUAAACAUAUCGUAAAGGGAUCUGAAUUAAAUU
Messenger RNA from Papilio xuthus (Asian swallowtail), 1212 nucleotides. Its product is annotated as vacuolar membrane protein YPL162C. The coding region runs from base 206 to 961 and encodes 251 amino acids. Lineage: Eukaryota; Metazoa; Arthropoda; Insecta; Lepidoptera; Papilionidae. The record is from RefSeq and is a predicted model, not a curated record. The transcript is spliced from 6 exons. Gene Ontology annotation, cellular component: membrane.